This is a messenger RNA of Leptinotarsa decemlineata (Colorado potato beetle), 1657 nucleotides long. RefSeq names its product sister of odd and bowl. Gene Ontology annotation, molecular function: DNA-binding transcription factor activity, RNA polymerase II-specific; RNA polymerase II transcription regulatory region sequence-specific DNA binding. Gene Ontology annotation, cellular component: nucleus. NCBI's taxonomy places the organism in Eukaryota, Metazoa, Arthropoda, Insecta, Coleoptera, Chrysomelidae. Gene Ontology annotation, biological process: embryonic hindgut morphogenesis; embryo development; embryonic pattern specification. The record is from RefSeq and is a predicted model, not a curated record.
UUUAAGAAUAGAGUGUGCGCGCGCGUGUUGUAUAUUUGAAUGAAGUACGAUAGACGGCCUGCAUCUAAGUUGUCAUAUUUUUACAAAGAAUCUUAUGUGUUACACAUUCUUGAAGUUCUUGAGGUAUGUGAUUUAUCAACUUUGAAUCUAACCAUACAAUGCCCUUACUGAAAACGAAGUGCCAAUGAUCUAAUCGCUUAGAAUACGUUCAAGAUUUCGCAUCUUUGAAAUACAAAACAUUAUUCGUUAGAAAAAACAUUUGUGUUCAAUGAUAUCAGAAUGCAAACGUCAGAUGAUAAAUCCAGUACCAAAAGUAACACGGAUGAUUCACUUUCCAAUCGUAAUGAGGUGAAUCCUAUGCAAAUCAAUAUUGCCACCGCAAUGUUACAAGAAAAUUUACUACAAAGAUCCAUCCAGAAUGUGGCACUUUCUCUGCAGACUGCGAUGAUGAAUUCCUUACAGCAAGCUGCUCUUUUACCGGUUAAUUCGGCAGCUGCAGCUGCACUGAAUUUGCAAGCUUUAGAAUCCUACUUCACCCUUCAACGUUUGACAACAGUAUCGGCAAAUGUCAAUAGUACCUCUGGGAGAAUUGAUAUUCUUAAAAUAGCUGCUAGUACGGCUAAAAUUGGCGAGGAAACUAUCACCUCUGGCGAGGAAGCAAUUAAUAAUACCAGCCUAAGCGAAGAUGUUGAUUUGGCUGAAGAAGUAGAAGAAGAUCUGGCACUUUUAGCGAACGAUGAAACAAUCAAUAACUUCUCAUCUUCCUCGUCACCUGUGGAUCCCAGCUGCUCCAACCUGAUUUUGAGUGGUAUUUAUCCGAAUUCACAGGGUCCAUUACCAGAUAUAAUUUCCACUUCAACAUCUAAUAAUAGCGAAUCAUUGGGAAGGCAAAAAGGAAGUUCUCGGCCGAAAAAACAGUUCAUUUGUAAAUUUUGCAAUAGACAAUUCACGAAAAGUUAUAACCUGCUCAUACAUGAAAGGACUCACACUGACGAGAGGCCGUAUUCUUGUGAUAUUUGCGGAAAGGCUUUCAGAAGACAGGACCACCUUAGAGAUCAUAGGUAUAUCCACAGCAAAGAAAAGCCUUUCAAAUGUACAGAAUGUGGAAAGGGGUUUUGUCAGUCCCGAACCCUGGCAGUUCAUAAAAUACUACACAUGGAAGAAUCUCCACACAAGUGUCCAGUAUGUAGCCGGUCAUUCAAUCAAAGGUCGAAUUUGAAAACUCAUCUCCUCACCCACACCGAUAUCAAACCCUAUAACUGUUCAGCAUGUGGAAAAGUGUUCCGAAGAAACUGUGAUUUGAGAAGGCACAGCCUGACCCACAAUUUAGGAUCGACCCAGUCCAGUACGACAAUUCACCAAGACUUUAGUAUAGACUCCAUAAUGAACAGAACUGCGACUGUGAUCAGUAAAUGAUGAAACCUGAAACAUUUUACACGACUGAAAUUAUGGCGUUUCAAUAAUGCAUGCGAAAAAUAUUGACACGGUUUCAAAAUCAUUUCUCUGAUUCGCAUAAAGAUAUUUCGAAUGGUUUGUGAAAAAAUAAUGAGCGAAGAUAUAUGAACGUUUCUUGUUGUCGUUUUCGAAUGUUUGGCAACAUGAAUUGAUUUGAAAGAAAGCUGUAUGAUUUGUAAAAAAUAAAUUUCAUUUCCAAGGG